Messenger RNA from Ceratosolen solmsi marchali, 2374 nucleotides. RefSeq names its product glutamate receptor ionotropic, kainate 2. Gene Ontology annotation, molecular function: signaling receptor activity; ligand-gated monoatomic ion channel activity. Gene Ontology annotation, cellular component: membrane. The transcript is spliced from 15 exons. NCBI's taxonomy places the organism in Eukaryota, Metazoa, Arthropoda, Insecta, Hymenoptera, Agaonidae. The record is from RefSeq and is a predicted model, not a curated record. Bases 215 to 2338 code for a protein of 707 amino acids. Gene Ontology annotation, biological process: monoatomic ion transport.
GUAGACUCGUUUGAAGCUGUAAAACAAAAUAUUAAAAUAGGUGCAAUUUUUCACGAUGGAGAUGAAAAAUUAGAAUCCGCAUUUGAUGAAGCAGUAAGAGAUUUAAAUAAUGAAGGAAAUAAUUUUUUUAAUUUCCAGGCCGUAAAAAAACAUAAUGUAGAAUUGGAAAGUUUCACAACCGCUUUUGCCGGCUAUUGCAGAUAUUGUGAAACACAUGAAUUGGCAUUCUUUUACAUUUGUUUAUCAAACAAACGAUGCAUUAACACGUAUUCAAAAAACGUUACAAAAUAAAGGACGACAGAAUUACCCUAUUACAAUAAGAGAGCUACCACCAAUAUCAAAAAUCAAUGCUUUAUCAGAGAAAGACCGAGAUAAUGUAUAUGAAAGUCUCGUAAAAGAAAUUCAGUCGUUAUCACAGUUUAGUUUAUUAUUAGAUAUUGAGAAUGAAAACCUAUCUAAACUACUUGAUACAAUGAACAAAAUGGGUCUUAUGAAUGAUUAUUUUAUGUGUCUAAUCACGAAUUUAGAUGCAUCUACCAUAAAUAUAGGCAAGUUUAUUUCAAAGGAUUCUGUAGCUAAUAUAACGCAAUUCAGAUUAAUUCAAAAUGAUGUAAAUGAAUUAUCGAUAGAAGCAGCUUUAAUAUAUGAUUCUGUUUUUGCAUUUAGUGAAGCAUUAGAAAAACUAUAUAAAGAUAUUAAUUUUGUCGGAAGUCCCUUAAAAAUUCAGCCGAAACCAAUAUCAUGUCACGGAGAAGAAAAAUAUGAAGUUGGAUUAAAUUUAACGACUAUUUUUCUUAAGAUUGUAAAAUUUGGAAAAAAAACAAACUUGAUAAAUGAAAAAGAAAUUAACAACACUUUAACAGAGGCAGCCAGAAAUAAAAUUUUUAAGGUUACAACACGCGUGGGCCCGCCUUAUGUAAUGCAAGUGGAAGAUGAAAUUAAAGGAAGAUCAAUAGGCGAUAAAAAAUAUGAAGGAUACUGCAUAGAUCUUAUUGCUAAAAUUGAAAAUUUUUUAGGAAUUAGAUGUGAAUUUGAAAUCGUUCAGGAUGGUAAUUAUGGUUCUUUAAAUCCUCGAACAAGGCAGUGGAAUGGACUUAUAAAACAGUUAUUAGAACUUAAAGCAGAUUUUGCUAUAUGUGAUUUAACAAUUACCUCGGAAAGACAAAGUGUAAUAGAUUUCACAGCUCCUUUUAUGAAUUUGGGAAUUAGUAUUCUUUUCAGUAAACCAGAAAAGGUAGUACCAAAACUUUUUGCCUUUAUGUCUCCACUUUCUACAGAAGUUUGGAUGUAUAUGGCAACUGCUUAUUUAAUAGUUUCUCUAAUGCUUUUUUUUCAGGCCAGAAUAGCGCCUGGAGAAUGGAUAAACCCGCAUCCAUGUAAUCCAGAACCAGACGAACUAGAAAACAAUUUCACAUUAAUGAAUUCGAUGUGGUUAACAAUGGGUUCAUUAAUGCAACAAGGAAGUGAUAUUUUACCUCGUACACCAUCUAUUCGAAUGGUAGCUGGAAUGUGGUGGUUCUUUGUAUUAAUUAUGGUAUCAAGUUAUACAGCAAAUCUUGCUGCUUUUCUCACAGCAGUAAAAAUGGAAGAUUCAAUUAAUGAUGUGGAAGAUUUAGCUAAACAAACUAAAAUAUCAUACGGAGCUGUAAAAGAUGGUUCUACAUAUUCAUUUUUUAAGAAUUCCAAUACAUCGAUUUAUCAACGUAUAUUUAAUACAAUGACCGAAGCCAAACCAUCAGUUUUUACUGAAUCUAACAAUGAAGGUGUCGAUCGCGUAAUUAAAGGAAAACGAAAAUAUGCUUUUUUUAUGGAGUCAACAUCAAUAGAGUAUCAAAUUGAAAGACAUUGCGAACUUCAAAUGGUUGGUACACUGUUGGAUAAUAAAGGAUAUGGUAUUGCUAUGCCUCCAAAUUCUCCUUAUCGCACAAUGAUAAGUAGAGCUAUAUUACACCUCCAAGAAAAAGGGGAAUUACAACAACUGAAACAAAAGUGGUGGAAAGAAAUGGGCGGUGGUAAGUGUGCUGAAGAAUCUGAUGAACCAACAAACUCCAAUGAACUUGGAAUGCCUCAUGUUGGAGGUGUAUUUCUUGUAUUAAUGUUGGGGUGUAUUAUUUCAACAUUUAUAGCGAUUAUAGAAUUUCUUUGGAAUAUUCGUAAAGUUGCCAUCGACGAGAAGAUCACUCCAUGGGAAGCACUUAUUGGAGAAAUUAAAUUUGUUAUUAAUAUAUGGUCUGUAACAAAACCUGUAAAAACAGGUAAAAGUAGUAGUAAAUCAAUUUCAUUUCAAAAUAAUGUAUUUAACAAAUCUGAUUCGUUGAAUAAUUCAACUAUUUGUUGACUUUGUAUAUUAUCCAUUAAAAAAAUAUAAUUUACA